GCAUGGUAUAAAUGUGACCUAAGCAUUUUCUUGUCUCCAAUGUGAGAUGAUAUGGGACGUGGAGCUUGAACGAUCUGCUGAAGAAUGGGCAUCUACUUGCUUGUGGGAACAUGGUCCAGCAAAUUUGCUUCCAUCCAUUGGACAGAACCUAGGGGCUCACUGGGGGAGAUAUAGGCCUCCAACCUACCAUGUCCAGGCUUGGUAUGACGAAGUGAGAGAUUACACAUUUCCAUAUCCACAAGAAUGUAACCCCUACUGCCCAUUCAGGUGUUCAGGACCUGUUUGCACUCACUAUACACAGGUGGUUUGGGCAACGAGUAACCGAAUUGGAUGUGCCAUAAACCUGUGUCACAACAUGAACAUUUGGGGGCAAAUCUGGGCGAAGGCAAUAUAUUUAGUGUGCAAUUAUUCUCCAAAGGGAAACUGGUGGGGACAUGCUCCAUAUAAACAUGGCCGUUCUUGCUCUGCUUGCCCACCUAGCUAUGGAGGAGGAUGCAGAGACAAUCUUUGUUACAAAGAAGGUUCAGAAUUUCACUAUCCUAUACCUGAACCGGAGGAAGAGACAAAUGAAAUUGAGAGACAGCGAUCAAAAGCUAUUGAUACCACCUCACAGACCAGACCUGAUGCUUAUGACAGCAAUGAAGUGGUCAGCACAGAGCAAAUGUCUCAAAUUGUGUCUUGUGAGGUACGGCUGAGGGACCAGUGUAAAGGGACAACGUGCAACAGAUAUGAAUGUUCAGCUGGCUGUUUGGAGAGCACAGCCAAAGUAAUAGGAAGUGUUCAUUAUGAGAUGCAAUCAAGUAUUUGCAGAGCAGCUAUACAUGCUGGGGCAAUAGACAAUGAUGGAGGAUGGGUGGAUGUCACAAGACAAGGAAGAAGAAAUUAUUUCAUCAAAUCCUAUAGGAAUGGGAUCCAGUCAAUUGGCAAAUAUCAGUCUGCAAACUCAUUCACAGUUUCCAAAGUAGCCUUUCAGGCUGUGACAUGUGAAACAACCACAGAACAAAUGUGCCCUUUUCAGUCUCCAGCAUCACAUUGUCCCAGAGUGUACUGUCCACGUAAUUGUGCUCAAGCAAGUCCACAUUAUGCUCGAGUCUUUGGAACCCGGAUUUAUUCUGAUAUAUCUAGCAUCUGCAAAGCAGCUCUACAUGCUGGGGUGGUCCGCAAUCAUCAAGGGGGCUAUGUGGAUGUUAUGCCAAUUGAUAAGAAGAGACACUACUUUGGAUCAACCCAGAAUGGGAUCACUUCAGAGAGGUAA
Molecule: messenger RNA, 1255 nt
Organism: Staurois parvus
Lineage: Eukaryota; Metazoa; Chordata; Amphibia; Anura; Ranidae
Source: the annotation of a GenBank genome assembly